Messenger RNA from Rotaria socialis, 615 nucleotides. Lineage: Eukaryota; Metazoa; Rotifera; Eurotatoria; Philodinida; Philodinidae. The record is from the annotation of a GenBank genome assembly.
AUGAAUAUCAAUAAUUCAGAGAGAGAUAAAAAUAAACUGCAUCCUGGUGAUACUAAAAUCGAUAGAUCUCAUUCAGCACGUGAUUUGCCUACUGAUGACGAUGAUGAUUGUUUUAUCAAAUUGGGUUUUGUUUCAUCAUCUAAAGAAAGAAAUCAAACGCAAAAGUCAUCUGAACCAGAGCAACCAGCUUAUCUAGUCGAAGAAAUCGAUGCAAUAACAGCACUUUUUAUUUAUGAUGUUUAUACAAAAAAACAAAAAACAAAACUCAAUCCAAAACAACGUAUGAGAGCUGCAAUGUCUCCGAAUUCUAUAUGUGAUGAUAUCGAUCGAUUUGACUCGAUUUAUUCAUGUUUAAUCGAUCAAACGUCAUCAUCACAAAAUCGUGAUUUAAAAAAAUCUUAUCGUGUACAAAAUUAUUUACGAGAUCGAUUUGUUACGUUACCCGAAAUCGAUGCAUUCAAAGAAUUUCAACAAAACGAACAAUCACGUGUUUACGAAGAGAAACAAGCAGUUCUUAAUCGUGUACCAUUUAUUCCAAAUAUUUUAGCACAUCAACGAACAUGUCCUUUUUAUAAUCUAAAUGAAAUAAAACGAAUUCAAGAUCAGCUCAACUAG